Malassezia japonica is the source of this 684-nucleotide messenger RNA. RefSeq lists its product as uncharacterized. The coding region runs from base 1 to 684 and encodes 227 amino acids. Gene Ontology annotation, cellular component: cytoplasm; nucleus. The record is from RefSeq and is a predicted model, not a curated record. Gene Ontology annotation, molecular function: ornithine decarboxylase inhibitor activity. The transcript has a single exon. Lineage: Eukaryota; Fungi; Basidiomycota; Malasseziomycetes; Malasseziales; Malasseziaceae. Gene Ontology annotation, biological process: positive regulation of protein catabolic process.
AUGUCGCCCCCACCCUCUCCACCCCCGGUCCCUCGCUCCGUCCCCCGUCACGCGCCUGCGGAAGACACCCAGGCCGAGGCGCUCGCCGCGGCUGCGGCACAGAUCGUGUCUGCGCCCCCAAAACGUCUGACGCCUCAAAACGUUAUGCAGUCCGCGCUGCGCCACACGGCGCGCUUCGAUGUGCCCGAGACACCCGAAAUGAGUCCGGCGAACAACGACGUGCACCACCACCCCACCGCCGCCGCAGAGGCAUUCAUGCGCCGCAUCUUUGUCGACUGGAACACCCCGCGCGCGUUCCAGGCAGAAGACGCUGGCAUCGAGCUUAUCUGUGAAGGCUGGACCGGUGCUGUGGCCCAAAAGCUCGCUUCGGCGUCGUCGUCGCAUGGCAAGCAGCGCGAAGCGCCGAUGGAGCCGAGAACGCGUACGCUGUACGUGCACAUGCCGCGCUUUGUCGACCGCUCCGCGCUCCGUGACCACCUGCUCCGCAUCCUCGACGCGGCCUCCGAGCGCCUGUGCGCCGGCCGCGUCGUUUUUUGUCUUGAGCGCAACCUCCCAGACCUCUCGUCUCUGCUACGUGGUCUCUGCUAUGUAGGUGGCCAAGUCACCUCGCUGGCCGGCCAGCCGGACGCAAUCGUCGACGCGCGCCCAAUCCCCGCCUUGGUCUUGGUCUCCGUGGCGUUGUAG